UAAUUGUUUGUUUGUAUUUUAACUGGCUCCAUAGUGAUAAUAGUUUAAAUGAAAACAUCGCUUGUUCAAGAAUAAUCAUCCUCUCCAUUAUCGCUCUCCAGCUACAUUAUCGCUCCAUUAACUCUACAACUGAUCUCAACUCAAGUCAAAAAGUUUCGGUGAAACUCUUCCGACGACACGAUGGCUCUAAGAACAUUUGUACGGAAUCUGCAGAGCUGGACUGUAGGUGAGAUCGCUUGUGCUGCGGGUCUCGUCGCUUUCUCCGCCGGUGCGGGUUACUGCAUUUACCGCAGCCUACGGAGAGAAAGAGCUCCUCCGCACCACACGCAGCCUUGUCACGAGCCUGUGGAGGUGCUGAGAGAAUCAUUUGACACUCCUUCUGUACUCCAGGUCGUUGAGCCAAUUCUGCAGCUGCUGCCCACCGAACAUCAAGGCGGACCUUCAACCGUCAUUUUGCUGCUCGAUGCUGGUGAACUGAGCAGCGCUUGCUGCGAAGUUCAGUUCAUGUCUGCAGACGCCUCAUCCUCCCAGUCUGAGCCAGUGGACAUCAAUAGAGACGGGCUCGAAACCAUAGAGACGCACCACUCGACUCACAAAGUUGUUGAGCCACAUUUUAAUUUGCUGCCCAACGAACAACAAGAAGACCCAUCACCUGUUUUUCUGCCACUCGAUGCUGGUGAGCUGAUCAGUGGCUGCCGAAAUAUUCAGUUCCUCUCUACAGACACUUCCAUCUCCCAGUCUGAGUCAGUGAACAUCAGGACAUACCUCUUGUGGAUGAUAAGGGGCCCAGUGAGUCGUCUUUGCUGGUUUACAACCACAAAGACACAAUCCCUCAAUCACAUGGGAUUCCCUUAUUAUACCAGCAUAGAGGACUGUUUCACUGGCAUACAGGUUGAAUCUGGGAGGGUUACAGAAUUUAUUUCCUGUAACCGAGUGGAGAACGACUUCAUCGUGCCAAUUUAUUAUGUGCAAACCAUUAAACAGGUGACCUGCACAUACCUGUUUGUGGGUAAAGAUGGGCAAAUGGACACCUCCUCUUGGGAGAAGGAAGAGGUUCACUUUCCUUACGGGGAGAGUGAUGAGAGCCUUAACCCUGAGGAGAUGGAGGUGCCCUUUAUUUGCUGCCAUCUUUCAGACAGAGGGGUUACUGAUGUCGGCCUGAAGCUGCCCGCUCUCCGUGAAGCGUUCGCUACUCUGCUUGCCAGCAUCCACAACCAGAACUUCUUGUUCCUGGUUGGAAAGAAGAUCGUCAUGCGUCUGGCAGCGGCUAACAUCCAGGAUGUAGUUGGGGUGAAGUUGGCCUACGAGGCCUUGAUUAAAUUCCUGAGGACGCCUUCUUAUCAGGAUUCGAUUGCAGCUGAGAUCUCCUCCUUUGUCCCCCACUACAACUUCCUGGAUGUUUUUUUUGAGAUGAUUCUGUUCCGCCAUUUCAUAAGUGGCUCAACACUUGAGACAUUUAAGGGAGGAUUCGUGGAGCGCCUUCUCGAGCUCAUCAGCAUGUGGGAUGUGGACGUGUGGGAGCCUGCAGCAGAGCGGUACUUCAGAGUGCUUGUCGAUCACCUAACACAGCUCGCUGAAGUACUGUUCUCUCAGCCUCUGGAGCUUUACAGUGACCCAGCAGCCUUAGCCACCACAGUUCAGCAUCUCAUCAAGGAGCACGUCCAGCAGAUGAUGAACAUUUUGGAGAAGCUCUGAGCAAUGUCUUUCCUUUGCCACUUUAUUUUUUCCUCUUCUGUUUCAUUUUAUGUUCAUUCUUUUCACUCACUUCUUUUUUCCUACAUUGCUCAAGCUCUCCAUACGUAAGUAUGAAGGAAUUUUAUUUCCAUUUUUGAUUAAUAUUUUAAAAAUCUUUCUUUUUCCUGCAGGUUUAAACAGUGAACCCUAAGACUGAAGAAGGGCUUAACCCUAGGAUCCCUCAUCACUUAAUAAUCAUCCCAUUUCAAUCUAUCUCUCUAUUCCUAUCCCACUCCCCUAUUCCUAUAGAUAGUCAAUAUAUUAAUUUAAUAAUAUAUAAUAAUACAUAAUAAUAUAAUAAAAAUAUUUUUUGUAAAUAAACUUGACAUAUUUGUAAAUAAUUUUAAAUAUUUUUAAAUAAAAUAUUUACAUUUUA
Molecule: messenger RNA, 2110 nt
Organism: Tachysurus fulvidraco (yellow catfish)
Lineage: Eukaryota; Metazoa; Chordata; Actinopteri; Siluriformes; Bagridae
Exons: 18
Coding region: 181-1695 (504 amino acids)
Biological process (GO): mitochondrial fusion
Source: RefSeq, a predicted model, not a curated record